UAAAAAAUAUGAAAAAGUGAAAAAUCAUAGAAUUUAGAAGAAAAAUAUUUAGAAAUCAAGUGUACCGGAUACGGAAAAUCUAUCAAAAAUGGUUAGCAACAGUUUAGUUGUGCCAGUUGUAUUGUGGGGCCCGUACCAGCCAACCCAUUGCGUAUCGAGUGUAUUUCUAUCGAAGGAUCAGAAAACACUUGCCACAGGAUGCUACGACGGACAAAUCUGCUUAUGGAAAGUUGACCCUGAUACGUUGAAAAUGACCCCGAGAUGUCUGCUAGUUGGUCAUACGGCUCCCGUACUGUGUCUGGCUCCUGCUUCGAUCAUUCAAGACAAUAAUUUUCUUGUCAGCUCUUCAGAGAGUGGUGAAAUGUGUACAUGGGAUUUGGUUGAUGGAAAAUGCAAAGAGAAUGCGAAGUUGUCUCAAGUACACACAAGUAUUCAGGGAUAUCAUAUGUCCAAUUGUGACGAUAUUCGGCUCUUCUGCGUUGGUUAUUAUGCUGAAAUAAUGGUCAUGGAUCCAUUCAGUUUGGAAGUCAUUUUCUCUCUCAGCUCCAAAGUCAAACCCGAUUGGAUAUCAGCAAUUCACGUUUUGAGACCAUCGAAACGAAAGGAUGAUGUAGUUCUUGCCAUCACAACCACUGGAACGGUUAAAGUGUGGACAUUGAUUGGAAACGAGAAUAAAUAUUCGGAACCGAUCUACGAGAAUGAGUCAAAGCAGAUUCGUUGUUUGAAUGCGAUCAGUUUGAAUUGUUGUGCUCAGAAUCAGCGUACAGUUUUGAUUGUUUGUGCAAAAUACUGGCAGAUUUAUGAUGCUGGCGACUUCACCGUACUUUGUAGUGUUAUAUCACCGUCCGGUGAACGUUGGCUGGGUGGAGAUUUUCUUGCAAAUGAUCGCGUUAUUCUGUGGUCCGAUGAGGGGAAAGGAUAUUUGUAUCGGCUGCCAGCGAACGCACUGCCUGGAAAAAUACCGAACAGUAGUAGUUGUAUACCCGAUAACAAGGAAUUCCAUUCGCCGUCCAUUGGAAAGGAUCAACCACUGUUGUACUGUAUUUUACCGAGUGGAGCAGGUGAAAGGCCGUUAUCAUGUCCACCAGCUAUGAAAAUGGUGACGACGACUCGCGGUGGAAAAUCGCAGAAAUAUCUGUUGCGCGGAGAUUCCGAAGGUUACGUUACGCUAUGGUCCGUACCAGACAUUUCCAUUGACAAUAUUAAGGAGUUGCAUCUGAGCCAGGCCACCCCGAAAUCAAUGCUACCAACGAUAUGCACCAGUCUGAGCGAUGCAUGGGAAUUGAUGAAUCCGUCGCCCGUUGGUAUUUUAGAUCAGCUCAAUCAUCCCGGAGAAACGUCGGUGAAGUUAACGGCAAGCAUUUAUUUACCGCAACAAAGUCGCUUGGUUGUGGGUAGGGAAGAUGGAUCCAUUAUUAUUGUGCCCGCUACGCAAACUGUAAUGUUGCAGCUGUUACAUUUGAAUCAUCAAAAUUUCAAUGACUGGCCACCGCAUCAAAUUUUGUCGGGUCAUCGAGGCCGCGUUAAUUGUUUGUUGUGUCCAUCAUUAGCCCAUUCCAGAUACGAUAAAUCCCAUUUACUUUCUGGUGGUGUUGAUUUCGCUGUAUGCUUAUGGGAUUUAUAUAGUGGUUCAUUACUGCAUCGAUUCUGUGUGCAUGCCGGUGAAAUAACACAACUUCUUGUUCCUCCAAAUUCGUGCAGUCCACGAAUUCAGAAGUGCAUCUGUUCAGUUGCAUCGGAUCAUUCAGUGACUUUGCUUAGUUUAACGGAAAGGAAAUGCGUAACGUUGGCAAGCAGGCACUUGUUCCCUGUGGUUAACAUAAAAUGGAGACCGUUAGAUGAUUUUCUAAUCGUUGGCUGUUCGGAUGGUUCGGUUUAUGUUUGGCAAAUGGAAACCGGACAUUUGGAUCGAGUUCUACAUGGUAUGCUUGCCGAAGAAGUUCUAUCAGCUUGUGAUGAAAAUGCUGCCGAUUCUUCGCCGCACGGAUCUACAUCCGAAUUGGGACUGGCUAAUCCGGCCGUACACUUCUUUAGGGGACUACGUCAUCGGAAUUUGUCCGCUAUCAGACAUGCAACGCAACGAGGAAUAACUCAAUUGCAGCAGUUGCAAUCUCAUAAUCAAAACGAUAAUAUCUACAUGUUGAAAAACCGAAGCAGCCCAUUGACCAUUCAAGGGCUUCGAACCAAUCCGAAAGACGCUGAAAGUCAUAUCCUGUUCUUCGACAUUGAAGGUUUGAUAUUUGAGUUGAUCAAUGAGGAGUAUGCCGCUUUAAGUCCCAAUACAUUGGAGGCGCAAGGACUUAUUCCACCAUCGAAUACCGGUCAACCCACCCAGGCGGAUGCAUCCAAAAAGAUCUCCGAUUUCUUUGGACGCGUUAAAAACAAAGCUGGAGACAUGGAAAAAAUUCUUAAAGAGAAAGACAAACAUGGAAUACUACAGAAGAUGAAGGAGGGCGCCGAAAAUGUUGAAAAGAAGAUUCAAGCAAAAGUGGAAAGUCUAAAAAAUGUGAACGAUGGAAACAAAGAAUCAACCGAAACAUUGAAGAAAUUUUUCCCACGCAUGGAAGCGACACAUGUGAUGGAAGUUUCCCAACUACUAUUAUCUCUGCUACAUUCCUGGGGAUUGGAUCCCCAUUUGGACAAGGUUUGCGAAACCCAACUUGGGUUACUACGACCGAUGAUUCCAGUCACCUUCGGAGUAUUAAGCAAAAGCGGUUACAUGUCGCUGUUGUUGCCGACAUGGCAAAACGAUUUAACUGUCGAUACAAUGAAUCCACCGUCGGAUCUUCAACUCGAAAAAUCAUUGCCGGCAGAGCUUGUGCGCCAGGAAAAUCUAACCAGGCUCUUCACCCACCGUUUGCAUUGGGAAUUGAGUACAACACUAACUUCGAACCAUUUACUGGCCAUGGUCGCAAUGUCCAAUACGUUGAUGUCAAUGACAAUGGCUACAUUUAUACCCGAACAUGAACGAGCCAAAAAAUUGCAACGACAAUCGACUAGAGUGAAUGCUUCGUGGACGAAUGAGGAUCAUGAGGAGCAGUAUACGCAGCAGCAAGCUCAAAUUAAACAGGGAUGGAGUUUAUUGUCCACACAUCACUGUUUCCUUUUGCCAGAUAAAAUUGACGCUCUGGAGCCUCGGAACUUUAAACGUCCACAAGUUGAGAUGAUGGUACGCAGCUGGCAACAUCAUUGCAUUGAAAUCAGAGAAGCAGCUCAGCAAAUCCUUUUGGGAGAAUUGGGACGAAUGGGAAAGAAAGGUCGAAAGCAAUUAGUGGAAAGCUGGGCACAAUAUUUACCAUUAUACACGCAUACGGAACCCAUCGCUCAGUCAGCUACAAAUACGACUCAGCCGAGUACUCCAGGAACACCUGUACCGCAAGCAACAGAACCGAAUCCUGAGGAGUAUGAAGAGGAAGAAGAAGAAGUGAUCAGAAAGCCUUCCAGCUUGGCAGAGUUGAAACGCAAACAAACAACGGCUGUGGUAUUACUGGGAGUCAUUGGAGCAGAGUUCGGCCAAGAUAUAUCUACAGACAGCACAAAUGCGGCAGCAAAGAAAUCGAAUGACCAAAGAAGAAAGAGUUCCGUUGUUGAAGGCUUCGGAAUCGGAAACAAUAAUUUAGCCCGCUUGACAUCAAUGGCACUGACACAUUUACUAUUGGCACCACCAACACCGAAACUCCCAGCUCAUACACCAUUGCGUCGGGCAGCUAUUGAUUUGAUUGGUCGAGGCUUUACGGUUUGGGAACCAUAUCUGGAUGUCAGCAAAGUUCUUUUGGGUUUGCUGGAAACAUGCUGUGACGCAAGUCGCUUGAUUCCGAGUUUCAAUACAAAAUUGCCAUUAACGCCACAAGCUGAUGCUUGUCGUACAGCUCGACACGCCCUACGUCUGAUAGCUACAGCGCGACCGGCCGCAUUUAUUACAACAAUGGCUCGUGAAGUGGCCCGAUACAAUGCGCUUCAACAGAACGCACAAACAAUUUCGGUUCCAUUGACCCAAUUGGUGUUGUACCGUGCAAAGAAGGAGAUUUUACAUUGUGUGGAAAUGUUGAUCGAUAAAAUGCAAACGGAAAUGGCUAAUUUGUUGGUUGAGGUAAUGGACAUCACAUUACAUUGCGUAGAUGCAUCAGAUUUGAAAACUAAAGGUUUGAACGAGGUGUGUCCAUCGAUUUGUAAAUUCAAUCAAAUAUCUCAUUGUGCAGCUACUAGGCGAAUAGCUGUGGGUGCCAGCAAUGGUCAUUUAGCAAUAUACGAACUGCGUCAAAAUAAAUGCCAAAUGAUACCUGCUCAUAAGAAACCAAUAACCGCUCUAGCAUUCAGUCCUGAUGGCAAAUUUUUGGUCAGCUAUUCAUGCGGUGAAAAUGGUUUAUCGUUCUGGCAAACGAGUACCGGAAUGUUCGGUUUGGGACAGUCGCAAACGCGUUGCAUUAAAGGAUACUCAACCGCUCCCAUUCCGGACGUUAGUCGACUGAAUCCGAUGCGUUUGGCCAAAUUGAUUUGGAUCAACAAUCGAACGGUUACGUUGAUGUUGGCCGAUGGGUCCGAGACGAGAUUCAAUGUUUAGAUUGUAAGGCAGUUCAGUUUUAUCGUGCAAGAGAAUUUUAUUGUUGAAUUUUAUUCGAGAAAGAUUUUAUUCAAAUUUAAAAAUAUAUUAAGUGAUAUGUCUAAGGGUAGCCAUAUAGAUCCCGGCUCUUCUCAGUGUGUGUGUGUGUGUGAUGGGUCGGUAGUCACUGGCCAGGUCUAUUAUUGGGAAUUUUAAUUCUGAAAGGUUUUGAAAAAAAAAAUCAGAAAAUUCUUUAAGGCGCCCUACAUCACAAUAAAAACAUUUAGCGAUGUACAUUGACACACAACCUUAAGAAUUUUUCGACAUUUUUUCGGAAUUUUUAGGAACUAAAAUUCCUAAUCCUCGGUAUCGGCGAACUUGGAAUGUUGUUUUAUCAACUAAUCCAUCAUAGACCGUUUUCUUAAGCACUGAAUGGUCGCCAACGUAAAGGAAUCGUUGCUACAACAGCCGUAUUAAAAGCUCGUAAUUGUAUUCAAAAUCUUGAUCAGUCUAUGUGUUUCCCGGACAACUGAGUUGGGCAAAAUUCCUCGUAGUCAGUAUUUAAAGGUACGUUUGAAGACAGUUAACAUAACGAGAAGAGUGUGGUGUCAAUGUAAUAAAUGUUCAUAAACUUUUUUUUUUCUUAUUUACUCAUUAAGGCAAGCAUCUGUCUAUUUAUUUAAAUAUUAUACCAUUGAGUUUAAGCAUUCUAUUUUCAUGCAUCAAACAACAAAAGUAUUCAAAUAAAUAAAUUGUUAAUAAAUGUU
Messenger RNA from Bradysia coprophila, 5307 nucleotides. RefSeq names its product WD repeat-containing protein Rbcn-3B (gene Rbcn-3B). Gene Ontology annotation, cellular component: cytoplasm. NCBI's taxonomy places the organism in Eukaryota, Metazoa, Arthropoda, Insecta, Diptera, Sciaridae. The record is from RefSeq and is a predicted model, not a curated record. Gene Ontology annotation, molecular function: protein binding.